GUCGUUUAUGACUGGGUCAGGUACACGCUUAGAACAAGUGCCACGCUUAUAAUACCGAAAUACUGAUAGGUUUAUGUAGCAUGACAGUAUUAUUGAUUAAGCUUUGACUAAAGUUGUGAUAAAAAAAUGCUUGGUUGUCUUUUGUAUAUUGAUAGGGACUGUUAUUUUCUGGUGAAACAACUUCCUUUACAGCAUCCCUACUACGUAUGAUAAGCUGUUGGCUACAAGCGUUUGAGUGAUGUUUGAUCAGUCUGCGUCUGCCAAACAAGCCAAGGUUCAGUGAGCUCUUCAAGUUGCAUCGUGUGCUCUUUUGUUGAUAUACGCAUACAUCUAGAAAUCGCCAUGACGGAAAACGUGUUCUUGUUUGUCCCUAACAUAGUUGAUUACCUACGAGUGAUCACAGCUUUCGUGUCCUUUUACUACAUGCCCUUUGAUCCAUGGAAAGCCUCAUUCUGGUACUUACUCAGUGGCUUCCUUGAUGCCAUUGAUGGCCACCUUGCGAGACUGCUUGACCAGUCCAGUAAGCUUGGAGCAUUGCUGGACCAGCUGAUUGACCGCUGUGCGACCAUGUGUCUGUGUGGAGCUCUGUGCUAUUUCUAUCCAGAUUAUCUCAUGUUUUUCCAGUUCUAUAUGGCCCUGGACAUCACCAGUCACUGGUUCCACCUACAGAGCACACUGAUGAAGGGAGCAGGUAGCCACAAGGUUCUGGAUCUGUCAGCCAAUCCAAUCUUAAGGCAUUACUACCAUAACCGGAAAAUCCUAUUUGUGAUGUGCUCUGCCAAUGAGCUCUUCUUCUGCAUGUUGUAUUUGACCCACUUCUCUGCGGGGCCAGCAUUGGGAAUCGGCUUCUUCUCCCUUGGAUUGUGGCAGAUCAUUCUUUACUUGACCGCACCCUUGGCAGCUGUGAAGACUUUCAUUAGUUGUCUACAGCUUGGGGCAGCUUGUAAAAACAUCGCAGCCAUCGAUGUAGCAGAUCGAGAAGCUGCGAGACAGGAAGCUGCGAGACAGAAGAAAGAGUGAGAAAUCUGUCCCAGGUCUGGGCAGCAGACAAGUUUUAUAAGGGCACAGUUGUCAUCGUUAAUGAUGUGAUUGUCAUGCUAACCUAAGUUUAUUGAUUUGUUAUGUCAGCAUUAUAUUAUUUGUUAGCGUUUUACCAAAUGUACACCUUUGUUGGUAGUUUGCGAAAUAGUCCUUGUUGAAGAUUUGAAAAAUGUCUUGGAUAGCCUGGUACACAAGCAGACUUGAUCCUUGUAUGUUUAGGAGUUAAGCUUAACCAUGUAAUUACCAUGACUAUAUAGAUCCAGAAGGUCAGUCGUUAAGAGUCACUAAGACUCUUGUAUUCAUCAGUGGUUAUUCUAGGUCCUAGUGGUCAGUCAUCAGAGUCACACAGACUCUUGUAUUCACCAGUGGUUAUUUAAGGUCCAAAUGGUCAGUCACCAGGGUUACUAUUACUCUUGUAUUUGUCAGUGGUUAUUUUAGGUCCUAGUGGUCAGUUAUCAGAGUCGCUAAGACUCUUGUAUUCAUCAGUGGUUAUUCUAGGUCCUAGUGAUCAGUUAUCAGAGUCACUAAGACUCUUGUAUUCAUCAGUGGUUAUUUUAGGGUUUGGUGGUCAGUCAUCAGAUGUCAAAUACUAUUACAUAUAGGCUAAAAACCAUAACAUUUCAAGCUUUUAUGAUAUUGAUAUGAUCUGAAGCUUAAGAUCAAACAGUAUUUUUAAGUAUUUAAAUACCAGUAUCUUCACUUAUUAUUACAUCUUUACAGAUGUAUGAACAUUGUUACAGAAACAAACAUCAAAGAUCAUUCCGAUACAAUGUAUAAUUUAACUUUGUCACAGGGGUUGGGGGCUCAAUAGAUAAAACGCCUCUUCAUCUGACGUCUGAUUGUUAACUGAUUAUGUAUGCUUACUGUACUAGUUGUUUAUGUGAAGGAAAACCUACAUAUGUCUAUAUCAAGUUUGUUUAUGUAAUCCAUGUACCUCACUAUUUAAUAAUGUGAGUAUUAUAACUGAAGCUUCCAUCCUGAUUUGCUCCAGCUGUUAUUUAAAUCAGACAUGUUAAGUUAGGAUAUGAUGUUCAGUGCCAUGUGUUUCAAUACUUAAACCACAUAACUAUUUGUCAGGAAACAAAGUAGGUUAUAAAUGGGGUGUACUCUUUAAUACUGUAUUGUACAUUGUUUUUUUUACAUGAACGAAAUUGAUCAUCUCUUUUUUAGAAUAGUUUUAUGCCAUGUUAUUUUUUAGAAAACCUAGUUAUUUUUAGAUAAAUCGGUGGUUUGUUAGAUAUCGGAUACAAAUCGACUUUUAGAUGAUUACAGUAUAAGUGUCUGAUAAUUCGCUAUAUAUACUGACUAAGAUCCAAUAAGACUAACAAGAAACAUCGUGAAAUCAAUGUUAUUUUUAUUUCAAUUACAGUUCAUUUUGGCGCUACUAUGUUGUUGAUGGUUGUCAGAAAGCAAACGUAAUACAUUCCUAGCACCAAAAUAAUGUUACAAAAUCUAUACAGAAUCAAAACGAUCUUUUAAUCUUUUAUUAAGAGAUAAUUUGGGUAAUUUUUCAUCCUUUUCAUUUAGAAUGCAUAUCAAAUGACAUUGUUUACCCAUUUUAGGUAUGAAAUCCGUCAAGUUUUAACUCGGAAACAAAGAAGAAAAUGACUAAAUGUAUCAUAUAAGUCAUUUUCGUUGUCUUAAUCGCUUUGUAGAGAGUUUCAGAGUGUAGAGAGUCACCUAGUUGAACCUUGUCACUGUCUGAAUAAAACUAUUUGGUCUAGACAAGAAUCUAGAUCGGACAGUCUGGUAUGUACACAAAUGACUGUAUUUUAUUAGUUCAAUAGUAAGAAUCCUUGUUUCCUGUACUACAAAUAAGGAAGAUAAUGCUUUAUAUAAUCUCUGCUGUUUUGUGAGAGAAUUUUUCGAAAUCAUGUACAAAAAAAAUGAUUGAGACAUUUUUAUUUGGAAAUAGUUUUACAGCAUGUGUUACAUUGCAGAUACCUUUAAUUGAAUCUAUGUAUACUAAAAAUACUAAAUACCUGUACUGGUAUAAGUCUGUUAGAAUGUAACAUGUUCUUAGAUUGAAUAUGUUUGAUUUUAUCACAAUCUUUUAAUUUUAAUACUGAUUCUAUUACUCAUGUUAGUGCUGUCUAUACAGUACACACGUUUUGUGCCAACUUGUUCUAGGUUAUAAGUUUUCCUCAUCAUUACUCCAGUAAUAGAGACAAAUUCCUUGUUAUUUGUAACUUUUUUUAUUCUUAUUUAGAUUUUUUAUUGCGAAUAUGCUACUUUUGAUCCAAGUUUUCAGUUUAUGAAAAUAUUUUAUUCUUCUUUUAAUUCUUAUUUUUUUAGAUAUUAAAAAAAAAUCAGUAAAUUCUGAGUUUUGAAACUGUGGAUAGGUUUUUUCCAAUUUAACCCAACAUGAAAUAAAUGUUUUAUUAAAGAUAGACUCCUGUUACAUUAUCCAUACAUGUAGCUUAAUUAAUUAUGUUUACAUCUUUGAGAGCAAACAGGGUUUUGACAGGAAAUUAAUCCUAGAGGAGACAGGAAAUUAAUCCUAGAGGAGACAGGAAAUUAGUCCUAGAGGAUGAGACAGGUUUAUUUGCAAGGAAAUGUAAAGUAACUAAGAAUAUCUGCAGAAAAAUGUGUGCUAGAAAAUGCCAGAACGAAAAUUGAAGGAUGCCAUAGAUUGGGAACAAUGUACUAGCUCACAGACCUUUCAUAUUAAAUUUUAGUUAAGCUUACACAGAGAAAGGUAAUUAAAAAUACAGUUAAAGGUUUCUGAAUUAUGUGGAACUUAACACAUAAUGGACUAAGGGGUCAGUAAGAAGAUAACAUAAAAAUAGCUCAUUGAAAUCUGUUUUGUACCAUUUUCAAUUUUUAUUUGCCAGUUACAGAAAUAUUUCUAGCUUUACAUUUGUAAUUUUUAUCCUAAUUAAUUAUU
Messenger RNA from Mizuhopecten yessoensis (Yesso scallop), 3928 nucleotides. Its product is annotated as CDP-diacylglycerol--inositol 3-phosphatidyltransferase-like. Gene Ontology annotation, cellular component: Golgi apparatus; membrane. Gene Ontology annotation, molecular function: CDP-diacylglycerol-inositol 3-phosphatidyltransferase activity. Lineage: Eukaryota; Metazoa; Mollusca; Bivalvia; Pectinida; Pectinidae. The coding region runs from base 343 to 1020 and encodes 225 amino acids. The record is from RefSeq and is a predicted model, not a curated record. Gene Ontology annotation, biological process: phosphatidylinositol biosynthetic process. The transcript is spliced from 6 exons.